GACGAUCCGAACAUUCGCUGCGAGGGGGCAGAGACUAGCGAACGAAAGCUAAAGGUGGCGUGACAGCCCAGUUUAUUGCAGCGUUUUCUUUCCAGUAAACGAUGUGACAAUGCGGGCCGAGAAGACGAGCUCGGCGGCGAAAGUCUGGAGCACACGACAGCCAACUUCGGUUGUUUGACAAUCUGGAGAAAGAGCGGUGCACGCCAUGGCAACUAAGCCGAGCGUAUACGAUGAAGAAAGGAAUCGUCUCCGCCUCCGAGCCUGGGAACAGAGAAACCAAGAAACCAGCCAAGCCAAAGAACUCGGCGCUGAGAAUGUGCCGCUUUUCGGGCAGCCGUACAAAACAAACAAAGGUGAUGAGCUUUCCAACAGGAUCCAGAGAAUGCUGGGCAGCUACGAAGAUGUCAACAAUUCCCCAGAUCCUCCGGCAGCUCAGCCUAACUUCACAGAGUCUGAUCGAGGGCAGCCAAAUACCAGUCGGCCCGGCACAUUUCUCGUCCAAGACCCGACCCAUCACGUAACGAGCCAAAACCGUCAAAGUAAUAAUUACCCCUUUCAGACGACGAGGGACAUCUCCACUUCCUCCCCAAACCACAACGGAUGCUCGCUCACCAUACCAAAGGCUUCAGUUGAUCAUCAAAAGCAGGUUGCAGCUUUGUCGGAUCUCAGGGAGAAUGCUACGAGUCCUCAGGAAAGUUCUGCUCAGUCUCUGGACGUCAAGCCGAUACCUUUCCUACAUUCCAGUGAGGCUAAAAGCACCUUUGAUUCACGCCAGGAUUCCACAGACACCCCCUCUGCAAAUAUGGCCGACGGUGCCGCGUUAAACCUCAGACACUCGCCAGCGGACGCUUCCCUGCAUCAGGCCGGCAAAAGCGGCAACCCCUUGCUCUUGCAGAGCUUGCCGCCGCUGCCCUCGUCAAAGCAAGCCAGCGUUGCCGUGAUGCAGAAGCCCACGGCGUACGUGAGGCCUAUGGACGGUCAGGACCAGCUGCUCGGUGGCUCGCCUGAGUUGAAACCUUCACCAGAGUCGCACUUACAUCCGCAGGAGAUCCAAAAGUCCGACCAUGCAAAGGCCAAAAUGUUGCCGCAGUAUCUGGAGACAAAGACCAAUGAAGCGGUGUGUGUGGAAGACAUCUUGAAGGAGAUGACUCACUCUUGGCCGCCACUCCUGACCGCCAUACACAUCCCCAAGUCUGAAGCAACCCCUGCAAAGGAAGAAAAGCAAGCUUCUUCAUGUCCAGGGCGGCAGCAAAGCCACAAUGGUUCCCCUGUAGAUCCUCACCGUCUCGAUGUGCAGAACUCCCAACUAUUUUUGCACAAAGAUGCUCAUUCCAGCGACGUGGAGUCGGCGAGUUCCAGUGAUUCUGACAGCAGCUCCCGAUCUGAGUCGGAUGACGACAGUGAAGCCGAUGAGCCUUGUGGACCGACGGUGAGCCGCAAAACUGAGGCUGACGCAACGGCACGACCUGGCAAUUGGCAGUUGGGCUACUGGAUCCAGUCCACCCAACAGAACUCCGGCAACGAGACCGGAGGGGGCCCUAACGUCGUCUGCGAGAACCCUACCCCCAAACUGCAACGCAGCUCCAAACACCUUACUGCCGAGGCGACAAAAUCGGCUGAGCGCGGCGGAAAGCCGACAAGAGUGCAGCCUUACGAUGACCGUUCUCACGAAAGCUCUCUUAACGACGGUUCUUUGAAACACCCGGACGUAACGUGCAAACCGCCGAAGGACUAUGUUUUAUCUGGGGAUGCUUUAGCAGAUAAAGCACCCUCUUUCUCAGACAGACCCAAAGUCAAAACGAAAACAGAACACUCACACAACUCGAGCAGUGACCCGAAAAGAAAGAGGACUUUUAAAUCAGCAGGCAUGCAAAAGACCGAAUCAAGGCUCGAAGUGGUCCAACGGGAUGCUACCUGUAGGUGUCCGUCGUCUCCACACAGCUGCUCUUGCCAUAUUUCUACCCACACCCCACCAAUCAAAGUCAGCAGUAGCAAAGCUGAGGUGGAAGUUGUCCGAGAAGCCAAAACCAUUCCCAAAGCAGAAUCCUCCCCAACCCACAAGUCCUGCAAGAGUUCAAGCCGUGCCCCUAAAUCUUCUCAGGACAUCCACAACAGGCCCGGGGGAAGCCUACUGGUAAAGAUCGACCUCAGUCUGCUCUCAAGAGUCCCUCGGGUGACACCCGGGAAUGUCGAGACCAAAAAACACCUCAAGGCCAGCAAGAAGACUCUACCUCAAACCGUGGAGCUGGAUGACAAGACUCUUCCCAGAAAGAAGCGGAAGCUGGAGAAAAAGAUGACAUCAUCCAACAAGGAUUCUUCUGUCAAAGUGGAGGGUUGUGCCACCCAACCGGGCGAACAGGAGCACAAGAAGGCGAAGAAAAAGCAGGCGCACUUGGAGAAGCCCACAAAAGACUCGACUAAAGACCCGAAGAUGCACAAAGGAUCUCAUGAGGAGAUGCUUAAGAGCAAAGACUCCUCCAAGCAGAGGAGCAGCCACGCAAAGAACACGCACGCAGAGAAGCAGAAGCGGCCGUCGUCCUUGCGGCCCCCCAGGGAAGUCGAGACCUCUCGACACUCUCUCAAGACUAAGGACAGGCAGUAUCCGGUCAAGCACUACAUCAAGGAGGCCAAGCGACUGAAGCACAAAGCAGACGCCGAGUCGGACAAGCUCAGCAAAGCCUUCAAUUACCUGGACGCCGCCAUGUUUUUCGUGGAAAGCGGCCUCGCCAUGGAGAAGGACCCGCAGAUUUCCAUGUCUUCCUAUACUAUGUUUGCCGAGACGGUGGAGCUCCUCAAGUUUGUGCUGAAGCUUAAAAACUUGGCGGACACGUCUGCUCACCCCUCAGAGAAGGAUUUUGUAGCAUUAUGUCUGAAGUGCCAGUCUCUCCUGCAGAUGGCGAUGUUUCGCCAAAAGCAUAAAACUGCGCUCAAGUACUCCAAGACCCUCACCGACCACUUCAAUAAUCCCGCACUUGAGUCUUCCGUCUGCGUCACAAAGGGCCCGAGCACGCCGUCCCCUAUGGCCAGCAUCCCGUCCCCAGCCUGCGGAAGUGGCAGCAGUGUGGCUGUUCCCGUCGCCGUGGAGCAGGUGGCGCUCUCCUAUGUCAACAUCACGACGCUAUUCCUGAGUGCCCACGAACUGUGGGAGCAGGCGGACCAGAUGGCAGGCAAAGGCAGUGGUCUUCUGGCAAAGCUGGAUGCCGCGGUCGGCCCGCUGAGCCUGACUUCUAGCGUGAGUGCCAUGGUGCGCUACACCCAACGGGGCGUGGCGUGGCUGCGACUGGACAACUCAAAAACGCAAACGAAUGCCCGCUGAAGGUACCCGAAGCCUACGAUCGAAUUCCCGGUAUGUGGGUCACAUGUUGAAAACGGACUCUAGAAAUGUGGGUUAUGUGGAUUCGCCACCGAGUUUGAACAAAAAUUGCACUUAUAAGAUAAGGCCAGGUGGAAGGCCCCGACAACAGCCCAAGUCAUACAAUUGCUUUUUAAUUCAGGAUCAUGGUGAGUGAUUUCUUAUCUCAACUUUUGUUCAUACUGCUAUUUCUGUUAUCUGCAUUGUCUUAUACAGUGUUCCUCCGCUGAGUAGUGAUAUGCUAUUCGUGAAUUCACCUUUUUGCAGAUUUUUGGGGGGAGUAACCUAUCUUGUGUUAGUCUCUGGAAAAACUUUUUUUUUUUUUUUAGGUCUGACAAACACCUGUGCACAAAGCUCUGUAUCAGAGAAAAGUGAUGCUUUGGCAGCAUAUUGUGACCACUGAACUAUUUUGAAGUGGUAGGAGGAGCUUCUAUGAGACAUCCAAAGCACUGUGUGAUUAAAAAAAAAAAAAA
This is a messenger RNA of Hippocampus comes (tiger tail seahorse), 3825 nucleotides long. RefSeq names its product AF4/FMR2 family, member 1 (gene aff1). Gene Ontology annotation, cellular component: super elongation complex; nucleus. NCBI's taxonomy places the organism in Eukaryota, Metazoa, Chordata, Actinopteri, Syngnathiformes, Syngnathidae. The transcript has 19 exons. The record is from RefSeq and is a predicted model, not a curated record. Gene Ontology annotation, biological process: regulation of gene expression. The coding region runs from base 206 to 3316 and encodes 1036 amino acids.